Molecule: messenger RNA, 819 nt
Organism: Agrilus planipennis (emerald ash borer)
Lineage: Eukaryota; Metazoa; Arthropoda; Insecta; Coleoptera; Buprestidae
Product: transmembrane protein 138
Exons: 5
Coding region: 215-721 (168 amino acids)
Cellular component (GO): cilium
Source: RefSeq, a predicted model, not a curated record
UUCUUCCUAACAAAAGGCCAUUGGAUUUCAAUGUAAUGACGUCAGCGCAGACGUACGACGUCGCGACGCCUACGCCUGAUAUACGGGUCACUAGAAUUCGAUAAUCGUGUAGAUUUAUUUAUAAUUAUUGUAAAAAAACGAGUUUUUGUCAAAUAAGAUGUCAAUUGGAUGACAUCGGAAUAAACGUGCAACAUCUUUAAUGCAUUAAACAAUAAUGAAGUUAACAGUAAGGAGAUAUGGAACAAUCUUAGCAAUACAGACGCUCUUGUUAAUAGUCGAUCUUAGUAUAAACACGUUUUCAAUUUUAAUUAGAAAGCAUAACGCAUUAAUGUUGAUUAUGUUCAUAAUUCAAGAUGUGUGUCUCAUUUUAGCUUUAGCUGCACUUCUUCUCACCUUUUUUUCGACGUAUGUCUUCCAGGCUGGCCUAGUGGAAAUGUUAUAUGAUCGUUUUCGUUUGUCUAUUAUCAUAUGCAUGUUUUAUUUUAUUUUAACUACAAUAUUACAUAUUUGGACACUUUCUGUUCGAUGGAAAGAUCCCACAAAGCAUAACUGGUCAUCAGGAUUAUACGUCAUGUACAUACUACAAAGACUAAUGUCACCGUAUUACUAUUAUUAUUACAAAAGAGCAUCGUUAAGAAUAAGCGAUCCCGGUUUUUAUGAAGAUGUCCAAUGGGUCCAGGGCUUACACAAUAGUCAAAUUGUGCAAAACACCAGUAUAUAACUACCAUUUGACAAUGUAUUAAAUGGACGUGUUAAUUGACUGGUAGAAAGAAAACGAGGAUUAAAAACGAUUUCCUUUUUUAAUUAAUACCAUUUUUA